AGCAGUUUCAUUACAUGUGUUGUUUUAGGGUUGAGUUCAAUAUGUACAAUUGUUAUACAGCAUCUAGUAGAUAUUUUACGAAAUGUUAGAUCUGACUGAACGUUUUAGUAUUUACAAUAACUUCUGUCCUGGUGCUAAACAAUAUGUAUUUCUUCUGUUUUCCAGUUAGCUAUUGUUUUUAUGUUGGCCGCCGCUGCCUACGCCGGUGUACCCGCCUACUACGCUCAUGGUCCAGCCCUCGUCGCUCACGGAGCCUACGGAGCUGGCUAUGGUGGCCACGGCUAUUUGAACAGCGCCGCUGGUGCCGCUGGCUACGGCGCUCUAGCCGCCCACUCCCGUUACGGCCAGGCUGCCUAUGGUGCUGCUGGUCUUAAAGCCAACGCUGCCCGACGUAACCUAAACGCUUAUGGUGCUGUCGGUGCCGCUGGAGCCAGAUACCACGACCAAGGUGCCUACGCCCGCAACAAGGGUUCCGGUUACGAGAAGGCCUACAACUACGACAAGCAGGCUGGAUACCACAACAUCGGAGGUGCCCAAGCUGCUUACGGCAGUGCAGCUGGUUUGAGCGACAAAUCCGCUUCCAGCAACCUUAACGCUUACGGUCGUUACGGACACGGGGCUUAUGGUGCCAAGGGCCUGUCUGCUGCCCACGGCUACGGUGCUUACGGAAAACUGUCCGCUGGUCACGCUCAAGUUGGCGGUGCCUACGGAAGUGGUUACCUGAACGUACCCGGCUACAGCGGCCUUAUCUUUCACCAGAGAGCGACUACCGUUUUCUCUAUGGAAGAACGUACUUCGUUAUUAACCAAUUCACUCACCACUUUCAUGUUUGGAGAGUUUGUUAAACCUCUGAGACUGUGGAGCAAGCAAGUGAUGUCUGAGGAAUUUCCAGACGCUGUAUUUAUACCGAAACGGGUCUGCUAA
Limulus polyphemus (Atlantic horseshoe crab) is the source of this 924-nucleotide messenger RNA. Its product is annotated as glycine-rich cell wall structural protein 2-like. Bases 181 to 924 code for a protein of 247 amino acids. Lineage: Eukaryota; Metazoa; Arthropoda; Merostomata; Xiphosura; Limulidae. The record is from RefSeq and is a predicted model, not a curated record. The transcript has a single exon.